CGGGCUUCCCGCCCCGCCCAGACCGCCGAGGCUGCCGCCGGAGUCGCCAACCGCCGCGCCCUCGCCCACCCGCCCGCCCGCCGUUCCUGGCCCCGCUCGCCCCCUCCGCCGCCGCCGCCCGUCCCUGCGACGACGCUGCGGCCUCCCACCCGCGCCCGCUCGCUCCCGCGGCUCUCGCUCGCCUCGCGCCGGCAGUUUCGGGCCUACACCUCCCCUCCCCCCGCCAGCCACCAAAGACUUGACCACGUAACGAGCCCAACUCCCCCGAACGCCGCCCGCCGCUCGCCAUGGAUGCCGGUGUGACUGAAAGUGGACUAAAUGUGACUCUCACCAUUCGGCUUCUUAUGCACGGAAAGGAAGUAGGAAGCAUCAUUGGGAAGAAAGGGGAGUCGGUAAAGAGGAUCCGCGAGGAGAGUGGCGCGCGGAUCAACAUCUCGGAGGGGAAUUGUCCGGAGAGAAUCAUCACUCUCACCGGCCCUACUAAUGCCAUCUUUAAGGCCUUCGCUAUGAUCAUCGAUAAGCUGGAGGAAGAUAUCAACAGCUCCAUGACCAACAGCACGGCGGCCAGCAGGCCCCCGGUCACCCUGAGGCUGGUGGUGCCGGCUACCCAGUGCGGCUCCCUGAUUGGGAAAGGCGGUUGUAAGAUCAAAGAGAUCCGCGAGAGUACCGGGGCCCAGGUCCAGGUGGCGGGGGACAUGCUACCCAACUCCACCGAGCGGGCCAUCACCAUCGCUGGCGUGCCGCAGUCUGUCACCGAGUGUGUCAAGCAGAUCUGCCUGGUCAUGCUGGAGACGCUCUCCCAGUCUCCGCAAGGGAGAGUCAUGACCAUUCCGUACCAGCCCAUGCCGGCCAGCUCUCCAGUCAUCUGCGCGGGCGGCCAAGAUCGGUGCAGCGACGCUGCGGGCUACCCCCACGCCACCCAUGACCUGGAGGGACCACCUCUAGAUGCCUACUCGAUUCAAGGACAACACACCAUUUCUCCGCUCGAUCUGGCCAAGCUGAACCAGGUGGCAAGACAACAGUCUCACUUUGCCAUGAUGCACGGCGGGACCGGAUUCGCCGGAAUUGACUCCAGCUCUCCAGAGGUGAAAGGCUAUUGGGCAAGUUUGGAUGCAUCUACUCAAACCACCCAUGAACUCACCAUUCCAAAUAACUUAAUUGGCUGCAUAAUCGGGCGCCAAGGCGCCAACAUUAAUGAGAUCCGCCAGAUGUCCGGGGCCCAGAUCAAAAUUGCCAAUCCAGUGGAAGGCUCUUCUGGUAGGCAGGUUACUAUCACUGGUUCUGCUGCCAGUAUUAGUCUGGCCCAGUAUCUAAUCAAUGCCAGGCUUUCCUCUGAGAAGGGCAUGGGGUGCAGCUAGAACAGUGUAGGUUAACUCAUAAUCUCUUUCUGCUGUUUUCCCAUGAUCCAACUGUGUAAUUUCUGGUCAGUGAUUCCAGGUUUUAAAUAAUUUGUAAGUGUUCAGUUUCUACACAACUUUAUCAUCCGCUAAGAAUUUAAAAAUCACAUUCUCUGUUCAGCUGUUAAUGCUGGGAAUCCAUAUUUAGUUUUAUAAGCUUUUCCCUGUUUUUAGUUUUGUUUUGGGUUUUUCGGCUCAUGGAUUUUAUUUCUGUUUGUCGAUAAGAAAUGUAAGAGUGGAAUGUUAAUAAAUUUCAGUUUAGUUCUGUAAUGUCAAGAAUUUAAGAAUUAAAAAAAUGGAUUGGUUAAAAAAUGCUUCAUAUUUGAAAAAGCUGGGAAUUACUAUCUUAAA
Messenger RNA from Cynocephalus volans (Philippine flying lemur), 1748 nucleotides. RefSeq names its product poly(rC) binding protein 1 (gene PCBP1). The coding region runs from base 288 to 1358 and encodes 356 amino acids. Gene Ontology annotation, cellular component: nucleoplasm; cytoplasm; nucleus. The record is from RefSeq and is a predicted model, not a curated record. The transcript has a single exon. Lineage: Eukaryota; Metazoa; Chordata; Mammalia; Dermoptera; Cynocephalidae. Gene Ontology annotation, biological process: positive regulation of transcription by RNA polymerase II. Gene Ontology annotation, molecular function: mRNA binding; single-stranded DNA binding.